Molecule: messenger RNA, 1803 nt
Organism: Penaeus vannamei (Pacific white shrimp)
Lineage: Eukaryota; Metazoa; Arthropoda; Malacostraca; Decapoda; Penaeidae
Gene: gny
Product: ALG6 alpha-1,3-glucosyltransferase garnysstan
Biological process (GO): protein N-linked glycosylation
Cellular component (GO): endoplasmic reticulum membrane
Molecular function (GO): dolichyl pyrophosphate Man9GlcNAc2 alpha-1,3-glucosyltransferase activity
Source: RefSeq, a predicted model, not a curated record
UUCAAAUAUUUUCGAAUCAGACGGACGACGGGAGGAGAGAGGGAGACACGCCGGAGAUUUCCUGUCAUAUUUCACGUGUUUUCUUUCUUUCUAAAUCACUCCACGCUGCUCUAAGGGAUGACUACUUACACCGAAGACUACAUACGGGAUAAACUGACCAAGGAACUCGAUGCCAAACAUGUGGAGGAGUGGGAGUGUUGAUGAGGCUGUCAGUUUUCACAUCAGCUAAGGACGCAGCGCUGGACUAUCUGCUCACUGCCGAGGAAGGACUGUCUGUGAUUGACAACUGCUGAACAAGAACACACAAUACAUUGAGUUGCAUUUCUCGCCUGUGGGCUUGGAAGCUACACCAGUGAAAUGGCCAAUGUUAUUUUAAUUACCCUUCUUGGGAUACUGCUGAGAUGGUGUGUGUCGCUGCAUCCAUACUCUGGGGCAGGAAAAGCCCCAAUGUUUGGAGAUUAUGAGGCUCAGCGCCAUUGGCAGGAAGUGACGGUGAAUUUGCCCCUGAAGGAUUGGUAUAUGAAUACCACCGAUAAUGAUUUGCUCUACUGGGGCCUGGAUUACCCUCCGCUUACUGCUUACCAUAGCUAUCUGUGUGGCAUUGUAGCCAAGACAUUGAAUCCCGAGUUUGUCGAACUCCAUACAUCUCGUGGAUAUGAAAGUUACGAACACAAAUUGUUUAUGAGAUACACAGUCUUUGUUGUAGAUCUCCUGAUAUACAUGCCAGCAGCUUAUCUCUUUCUGUGUGCUGCAUCUCGGCCAAGGAGUAGAAGUGGGAAGUUAGAGUAUAUGGCUCUGAUUCUUUAUCCUGGUUUGUACUUGAUAGAUUAUGGUCAUUUUCAGUAUAACAAUGCUUCAUUAGGAAUAUUUGUGGGUGCCGUUGCAGCUCUCAUGAAGGGAUAUGACUGUAUUGGGUCAGUUUUGUUUUCUCUAGCUUUGAACUACAAGCAAAUGGAGUUGUAUCAUGCACUUCCAAUUUUUUUCUACCUGUUGGGUCUGUGCUUCAAACAAGGAGGAAUUUUAGGAUUUUUCUUUAAGAUCACCAAGAUUGGCUUGUGUGUGAUAUUAACCUUUGCUCUAGUUUGGGCUCCCUUUCUCAAGGAUCCGGAAAUAUUUUUGCAAGUACUUAACCGACUUUUCCCUAUUAAUAGAGGUCUCUUUGAGGACAAGGUAGCCAGUGUUUGGUGCAGUUUAUCCAUUCUUAUUAAACUGAAAAAUCUUGUGAGCAAUACCAACAUGGCUUUGAUAUGUUUGCUGUCCACUGUAGUGUGUAUGAUUCCAUCAAGUUUGCACAUCUUCAUUAAUCCCACUCAGAAGAAUCUUCAUUAUGGACUUGUUAAUGCAUCUCUUGUGUUUUUCCUCCUAAGCUACCAUGUUCAUGAAAAGAGCAUCUUGUUGGCAGCAGUACCUGCUUGCUUUUUAUAUGGAGAUGAAACCUUUAUGGUUACCUGGUUCUUCAUUGUGUCCGUUAUCAGCAUGUUACCCCUUCUGGUGAAGGAUGGGCUGACAAUACCAACCCUUGCAUUAACUGUCCUUGUUUAUGUUAUGUACUCAAUCAACAGACAGUCAGAGGGACAGUCGAGGACCAGAUAUAGUGAGUUUUGGCGCUGGAUCAACAGGUCCUUUUACCUCUCGUUGGUUGGAUUCUCAUUUUUGACGGUAGUGUCCUUGACAGUGGCACCGCCUCCAAGGUUACCUGAUCUCUUCCCAGUUUUGCUUUCUAUUGUAUCUUGUGUUCAUUACUGCUUCUUCACUUGCUAUUUUCACUACCGCCAGUUCACAACUCGGUAUGGUAGACAUUAA